AUGCAGUCAUCCGCGGAGAGAGUUCUGACUUUUGAGGAGGACGAGAGGAACAGGGCAACAAGGCAAGGGAAUCGAUCCUUAGUUCCUUACCUAUGGAGCUCGAUCGGUCCUGCUGGAUCUCCACGGCAGUGGCGGGUGCUGGAGAUGAUUGAGGGAAAGAGGGCUCGGCGUCGCCGGCGACUGGGAAGAGGAGGGAAGGACAGGGGAGGCCGGAGGCGGAGUCGCAGAGCGACGAGCAAGGGAGGCGGAGUCGAGUCGGAGAGGCGGAGGCUGAGACGCGAAGAGUCGGAGAGUCGCAGAGAUGGGAGGCGCUCGGCGGAAUCGGAGUCGGCGAGGGAAGGGGUAGUUUGA
This is a messenger RNA of Linum trigynum, 351 nucleotides long. The record is from the annotation of a GenBank genome assembly. NCBI's taxonomy places the organism in Eukaryota, Viridiplantae, Streptophyta, Magnoliopsida, Malpighiales, Linaceae.